Molecule: messenger RNA, 1894 nt
Organism: Klebsormidium nitens
Lineage: Eukaryota; Viridiplantae; Streptophyta; Klebsormidiophyceae; Klebsormidiales; Klebsormidiaceae
Source: the annotation of a GenBank genome assembly
CCCCCCCCCGGCCGCCGUCAGUUGCGUGCAGCGCUUUGGCCUGAUCAGUUCGGGCCAGGCCCCAGUCAGGGUACUCUUUGUGAGAAUAGUCGCAUCGCACUCGCCCCAAGUCGUGUGUGGGCAGGUGCAUUUCAGCCAGCAUAAUGCAGCAAAGCAAGAAGCAGAAGAAGGGUGACGUGGUCAGGCUGCAAGAGCGAGGGAAGCUCGAUGCGCUGGCAGCACCACUUGGUAUUGUAGGCUUCUCCUUGAUUGCCUGAAACUGUUUCCUCUGACAUUCCCUUCACGGACAGAGGUGAUUGCAGACAUCCUCAACACCACUCUCCCCCUGCACAACCAUGUCGACAAGACCACCAUCUUCAAUGUGAUAGACAAACUUAAAAGCACAAGUACUGAGACGGCAGCAUUUGCUGGGGUCAAACGACCGUCGGUGGAGGAGCUAGCCAGGAGCAGAACUAGUCUGUACGUAGCGUUCCCUCGUCCAGUGACGUGCCUGCUGUGUCUAGAACAGUCGCUGCAGUGGCUUCUGAACAGCAAGCCUAGGAGGCCGUUUUAUUUUCCCGAUGACAGCGCGCCCAGCAGAGGCAUCAUCCAAGAAAAGUUCUGUCCUGGUUGCAAUACGAUGUACUCUCUCAAUUUCUACAGCCCUCAGAACUCAGGGGUGCGGAGACCGUAUCCCACCCAGUGGGAUCAUUAAGCAUGGAUGGAGAUAUCAGCAGAGACAGUGAUCGCCAGAGGACUACUGAAGCGCCAUGACAGCAAACUGUACCACAUGCAUGCUACCUUCGUUUCUGCUGUCAGGGCGCACGACGACAUGUUCGACCUGGAGCGCUUUUCUGAAGACCCAGGCGCUGCUCUGAACGUGAUGCAGAACAGACACGUGCUCAGGGGCAGUCUGCACAGGGAUCGGUUUGAGCGAGGGUAUCUUCAGUACUGGGCUAUCCGCUUUUGUCAAGAGCACUGUCCUACAAUGUUGUCUGAGAUAGACCUUUGCCAGCCCAUUGACACCAUCUUGAGCCAAAUCAACGACCCUUUCUGGUGCCAGCUGCGAGACGAGGCCCUAGAGCACUCCAGACGUUGCGACAAUCCGCUCUGCGGCAGAUACGCCCAUUUCGAUGGCAACGCAAAGGUCUUCAGGAAAUGCUGCCGGGGGGGCGGACGAGGGGAGCUGGAGGAGGCGGCGGCGGGAGGAACGGGGGAGGCAGCAAUCGUGAAAGGGGUGUCGGGGAAGUGGAAUCUGGAGACUGGGCCGGUGUCCCUUCGCACGAGAGGGAAGCGCAGGCUGCUUGAAAACGACGACCUGUACGAAGUCGAGCGCAUCGAGAUGUCCAUGAUCAAGAAUGGGAUGAGCUUCUACAUCCUUGUGCUCGUCCCAAUUUACCUCAUCAAAUGGAAGGGGUACCCGUCAUCUGAGAACACAUGGGAACCGGAGGACAACCUGACAGUUGUGGGCCGUGAGAUGCUGGAUGAGUACCUGCGCACUCAACCCCAAGGCGACUUCUACACCCGGGACCGCGCUGACCACGAGCCAGACCUUGUGGAAGACGCCGAGCCCGACGCCCCACGCUGCAAGUCAAAACUCGUGUCCUGCACUCCCCGCACCAGCUCGGACGGGCGGGGUCACACUGCGGGGACUCUGGUCGCUUUCUGGGCGUGUUGCUAUAUGUUCCCGCCCCUGGAGAUGAUUCUAUCGGAGUCCACGAACCUAGUUCACCACUACAUGAUGCUGCUCUUCGCUCACGUCCAUCUCCCAGAAUUCGUGGGGAUGGACGACAUGUGCCACUGGGCUCGGUUCGCCGCAAGCGGCGACAGACCGCAGCUCUGCGAGAAGACGCGGGAAUUUCACGAAGAAACAAAGAAAGUCGGUGAGGCCUGCAAGCGUACCAAGUGUGCCUAG